Messenger RNA from Brienomyrus brachyistius, 5844 nucleotides. RefSeq names its product germinal-center associated nuclear protein-like. Gene Ontology annotation, cellular component: transcription export complex 2; nucleus; cytoplasm. The record is from RefSeq and is a predicted model, not a curated record. The transcript is spliced from 28 exons. Gene Ontology annotation, molecular function: RNA binding. Lineage: Eukaryota; Metazoa; Chordata; Actinopteri; Osteoglossiformes; Mormyridae. The coding region runs from base 22 to 4923 and encodes 1633 amino acids. Gene Ontology annotation, biological process: mRNA export from nucleus.
GGUACCAAGCGGAAGGAGGAGAUGGUGGAGCAUUUAUCAGAGGAGCCCCAAGUUGGUGCUGACUCCGCCUCCAGGCACCCUCCCAAGAGGCCCCUGGUCCGGGGCCGGGGGCCUGUCAGCAGCAUCUUUCGCAGUGCCUUGACCAGCAUCCUGAAGACACCGGCCCUACAGACCCGGCGAGAGCCGAAGAGGAGUGAGGAGCCACAGCCAGACUGGGGGGAGGCGGAGCACCAGGGUUCGAUGGCACCGACCACCAGCCACUCACCCUCAACGCCGCCAAGGUCACAGGCCCCAACCCGGGAGGUCCUUGAGAGGGCGGAGGAGUUGGAUCCCGAAACUGAGGCAGCAUCAACAGUGAGACGUGCCCGCCGCCUGGACAGCACAGACAGCCUGGGGGGGAUGUCACCCUCCGAAGCCAUGGUGCUCCAAUGCAAGAACAUUCCAGCCAGUCUUAACAGCAAGGACAUCCUGGGGGAACAUUUCCGCCAGUUCGGACGUGUGCAGCGGAUCUUCUGCAGGCCCCAGAAGAACCUGGCCAUAGUGCACUUCCACGACCAUGCUUCUGCUGCCAAAGCCAAGAAGAAGGGCAAACUGCUGCGCAGGCAUGAGCUCACCAUCUUCUGGCAGAGGAAGAAGCAGAGUCCAGGAGAGAAGGGCCAAAGGCCUCCAGAUGACCCUGAUCCUCAGAGCCAGGCAGGAGGCUUUGAGUCAGCCCCUGUCUGCAAAGCCCUCUCCAAAUCCACCUCCGGCUGGUCCUCCAGCUCAUCCCUAUCCAGAGGGUCACCAGCCAAGAAACCCCUGGCGACAAAGGCCCUGCAGUUUGAGAGUGAGCCGCAGAUGGAGCCCAGCCCAGACGGCCUCGAAUCCGAACAUCUAGCCAGCAGCCUCCCCUCUCCCCUCUUCCACCUGAUUGGCCAGGUAGCUGAAACCGCAGAGGAGAAGUAUCGUCUGCUAGAGCAGCGGGACAAGAUCCUGCGACAGGCUCGGCCCAAGAGGACCGACCUGGAUCUGUCCAAGGUGUUUGUGGGUACGUGUCCUGACAUGUGUCCGGAGAAGGAGCGUUACAUGAGGGAGACCCGGAACCAACUGAGCUCUUUUGAGGUCAUCCCCAACACGGAGAAGGUGGACCACACUGCUGCCAUUAAGGAGUACAGCAGGUCCUCUGCUGACCAGGAGGAGCCCCUCCCCCAUGAACUGCGGCCCCUUACUGUGCUGAACAUGACCAUGAACUACCUGGUUACCCAGGUCAUGGACCAGGGUGAGGACAACUACCGUGACUGGUAUGACUUUGUGUGGAACCGCACACGAGGUAUCCGGAAGGAUAUCACUCAGCAGCACCUGUGCGACCCGCUUACGGUGUCCCUUAUUGAAAAGUGCGCCCGCUUCCACAUCCACUGCGCACACCACCUGUGCCAGGAGCCCAUGAUGUCCUUUGAUGCUAAGAUCAACAAUGAAAACCUGACCAAAUGCCUGCAGAGCCUCAAGGAGAUGUACCAGGACCUGGCCAGCAAGAACAUCUACUGCCCUCAUGAGGCAGAGUUUCGGCAGUACAGCGUGCUCCUGAAGCUCAAUGAUGGAGACAUCCUCCGGGAGGUGCAGCAAUUCCGGGCGGAGCUCCGAAACUCUCCGGAGGUGAAGUUUGCCGUCCAGGCCUUUGCCGCUGUCAACAGCAACAACUUCGUGAGGUUCUUCAAGCUGGUCAAGGUGGCCUCGUAUCUGGCUGGUUGCAUCUUGCACCGCUACUUCGACCAGGUGCGCCGUGAGGCUCUGCGGGCCCUGAAUGUGGCCUACAGCUCCCGUGGUUCCACCACAUUCCCGGUCGAAGACCUGGUCCGGAUGCUCAUGUUCCAGAAUGCCGGCGAGGCUUCGGACCUCGCGCUGCAGUAUGGGCUCGCGGUCGAUGCAGGCAUGGUGGAGCUAAGCCGGACAGCGUACCAGGAGCCUGAGAUCCAGCCACGUCCAAAGCGCUCUGUGGCCAUCGCAAGGAAGCGGGAGGUGCUGGUGGGCCAAGUGGUCAACGGCGCGCCACUGCCCAACCCACCCCAACACACACCCGUCAACAGCUUUGACAGCCGCAACAAGUACCGUGGGGAUGGGCAGCCAGCGGAGGCAGGCAGUGUGCCCAGGGCUGCAGCCUCCCCUCAGAGGCCCCCCAUUGAGCUGGAUGCGCGGGCCCUCCAGCACCGAUCCAAGAUGCCGAGCGACCCAGCGGAGUCAGCUGGCCUCCCUGGUAGAGAGGAGAGUGGAGCACUUGGGGCAUCUCCGUCGGAGGCACCACCAGUCGCCCCACCUACGCCUCCCCCACCGGAGCCCGUUUACACAGAGCAGGACAUCGCCACGGAGGUAGAGGCCAUGCUGGAGGAGGUAGUGCAGGCCGAGGUGGCUGACGUGGCUGCCACCGAAGCCGAGUACAUCUCUGCUGCACUCAGCAUGUGCAACGGCCAGGUGGAGGCAGUGCUGAGUGAGGUGGUGGAGCAGAUGCUGCGGGAGGUUUCUGCUGCCGAGAUCCAGGCAGAGAGGGAGCAUAUCGCUGAGGAGAAGCGCAGGAUGGAGGAAGCCAGGAGAAAGCAGGAACACGAGGAGCUCCUGGCCCGGCUCAGCAAGACACUGUGUGCCGAGAUCACACAGGAGGUGCUGCGCGACUGCAUCGUGGAGACUGCCUCAACAGAGAUCAGGCGUGCCCAAGAAGAGCAGGCAGAAUGUGUGGCUCGCAGCUCACAAGACGUGUGUGAGGUACUGCUGGAGGAGACGCUGUGUGGUGAGCUCACCCUGCUGGCCCAAGACGUCCUGGAAGCAGAGCUUCUGAGUAUACGCAGGUUCAUCAAAAGGUGGCGUGAUGUGGUGGCCGUGCGCAGGCAGCUGAAGCGACAGAUGCGUGAUUUUCCUGCUGCCCCUGGCUGUGUGGACCCCCGCUUCAGGCUGCAGGCCUUGGCCCCCAGUGCCCCCCCCUCACCCUGCGAAACCGAGCAUCAGAUGAAGGUUCACUUGUUCUACCAGCAGCUCCUGAGCGAAUCUGUGUGGGGGCCACUGGACCUGCUCAGUCUGGUGGCAGCAAGCGUCUCGAACCCAUCUGACACAAUCUUCUGGAAGGCAGCCCUCUUGUUGCCAAGUGAUCAUGAAAGAGAUGCCAGUGUUGCUAACCAGAUUUUGACAGAAUGGCUGGAGUCCAAAUUCGGUAACUCGGAGAAGCAAGAACACAGGGAGAUGGUCCCCAACGGACACAUGCAAACCUUGAGCAUCAGCAGCGGCCUGCGGAGCGUGGGGGAGCGCAUGCACACAGUGCACGUGUGUGUGAAGGUGGCCCGCGGGCCCCUCAGCGAGGAAGGCCAGUUGGCAUUGGAGAAGCGGAAGGGGCUGAUGGGCAUGGGCGCCCUGCUGAUGCUGCUGCCCUCGGCAGUCAGUCCCGGGGCUGAUGAGGAAGACGGGGACAUCUUCCUGUUAUCCGCCCUGCUGCAACUCCGGCAGAUCCAGCAGGCUAAUGCCUGGCCACAGGCCCUUCCUCUGGUGGUGGUGGUCCCAGGGCAGGCUGGGCACAGGGCCAGCGAUGAACGGCUAGAGGAAGACCUGAUGCUUCAGACACUCAUUGAGGAAGGUUUGAUUUCAGAGUACAUGUUCGUCCAUAUCCCCGAGACCACGAACGAACCCCAAGGAUCCGAGCAGAUCCGCCAUGCCGUCAGGUGGCUCGCUGCCCGCUCCACGGCACCAGCCCGGCUCGUCUCGCAGACGUUGGUGCAGGUUGUGGAGGCCGGGCUCUGCCGCGAGUUUGCUGGUAGGCUUCACCGUGAUCGGAGGGACCGUGACAUGGCGGGACUGCCCUCCCAGGGCCCUGCACCCGUCAUCGGCCUCUACAACACUGUCCUGGCUUUCUUGGCUGGCCUUGUGUCGUCCCCGAGUCUGGCUGGCCUCUCCUGGCCCGUGGCAGAGUUCUCGGUGCCAGGGGGUGGUGACUGCCUACCACAUCUGCUCUGGAACUCGGCUGAGCACCUGGAGUGGCUCCAGGGGGCAGUCCUGAGCCUGCGGCUGCCCGACUGGCCGCUGCCAGCCGUGGGGGCUCCUUGGAGCCAGCUGGUUGCCUCCAUCUUCCAGUACGUAUCUCAAAUCCCAUGGUCCCGCCACAGCCAGCCACUCCUUAUGUCCCAGUUGGAGAACCUUUUGGAGAGGCUGCGUCAGGACUGUGUGGGCCGAGGUGGGGGGCCGGACAAGGAGCCCACUUUCUGGGAGGUGCCCUGGGACGAAAUUGUCAUGCUCUGUGUAGAGCACCAACUCCGGGACUGGAACCCUCCUGGGUGCCCCGUGAGUGAAGAUGUCAUCAGUGACGACGGAGAAAUCUCGGUGUAUUUCCUGAGCGAUGGGCUGCAGGGCUUCAUACCGCCGUCCUGCUGGGUGGAUGCCGUAAAGCAGACGCACAGGGACAAGCAGCAGGGGAAGGCAGGGUGUCACCAGAGCAUGUGGCCUCAUCCUCGACUGGCCAGGCCACGUCUUCAACAGAAGCUGUUUCACAGCAUGGUUGAGGACCCUGAGUCCGGAUCCGGUGUUGCCCCUGUUUUGGAUGCUGCCUCCAGCCCCCAGGACCUCCUGGCUCGCAUUGAGGAGGAGAAAGAACAGAGCCGCAGGUUCGAGGACCAGCUGCGUACCUGGCUUGACGUCGAGUCCCUGGGCCCUUCCUCUUCCUCCUCACCACUUUUCUUGCCUUCUUCGUUACUGUCUGUACCGGAGAUCGUAGUGCCCUCCCCAAAGAUGGCUGCCCCACCUGCACUUGCCCUGCAGAAGGAGCGCAGUGUCCUCAGUGACCAGGCCAGGGGAGCUGCCAGUUCUAUGGCGAGGCGUCUACAGGAGCUGGAGCAGCUGAUCUCUGCAAGCCGGGAGGAGGAGCUCGCAUGUGAGCUGAAGCUAAGCUGCCUUCUGGACAUUGUUGAUGACUGAGUGUCAUGUGACCCACCUGAUGUCUGCCGUUGACUGCCACAAGUUGUCUCUCUUAUGCCUGAUUUCUGCAGUAUAUUUAGUUGUGUGGUACUUGUGCAUAUAUUGCUUUGAAGAGUAUGAUGUACAGUAAUUUACACAACAUUGGGAGUGUUGUAACUGGGGGAAAAACAUGUCAUAGGAAAUGGACAGUUUUUUAGGGUUUUUUUUUUGUGCAAAUUUUAAAUAUUAAAAUGUUAUUGUAUUUAGAAACCCAUGGCUAUUUCUUUGUUUUUUUUCCAUCAUGAAACUUUGUUUAUUGUACUUUUAAAUUGAAUCACAAUUUGCUGCAGAAUCUUUAAAACCUGUGACGUUAUUUGCCCAUAUUAUACACUCAUACGUGGGGUUGUUACUGCUGUUUCUUUAACCUUGUGUAUUGUUGGUCAAAAUUAACAAUUUAGGUAAUAUCUGCAUUGUACACCAUUGCAAAAGUAUGUCUUUUUUUAGAUUCUUAAAGAAAGUUCAUGUAAUUGCUUAGUGAACUGCUGUGAUCUUCAGUUCAGUCUGCCACUGAGUUCCUUUUAUAAACUGGCUGGCUGGUUUUUAAGAAAAUAUGCCCGUGGAUGCCCUACAGGUGGCAGCAGGGAGCCAUCUGCAUAUGUACAGACAGUCUGCUGGUUAAGAAUAUUCGACUGACUUGAUGUAGCUAAGAUAUUUUACAUUUAAAAGCAGAUGGCCAUAGAUCCUAUCAUACUAAUUUAGUUUAAAACUAUUUUUAAUAUCAAACAUAUGCAUUACUUUAUGAUGCUCAUGAAAACAUCACCCUGCUUUAUUCUUUCGUGGGCUUGAGGUACAGUACUGUAUGCAGUUAUUUUUAAUAUUACUGUACUAUAAUGUUCUGUAGUAUUACUGUUCUCACACCAAUAAAUUUGACUUUAAGACUGA